AGUGGUGGUCGCAGAGUAUAGCAGUCGGGCCAUACAGCCCGUACCAAACCAACGUACGCCUUCGCGCCGAGCGUAAAAAAAAAAGUUGCGAGCCCGCGCUUUUCAGUUCCCCGCGCUUUUUGACAGUGACAGUUGAUUUUUUUUUCAGUGCGCCCCGUUGUGAAAUGUGAUAGUGUUGUGAUCAUAUAUUUGAUACAUCUUCCACCUGACUGUGAGGUAAAUACCGAGAAAGCUGUGAUAAGUUCAUUUAUCUACUAAAUAAUAUAUAAGGUCCCGAAUGUGCAUCUGCCGAAAGUAUGGGGCACAAGCAAUACAGAGCGGUGGGGCAAAGUGCCCGCAACCGUCUAUUCGGUUUGAACCCACGGAUAUCCGGUGACGAGAAGACUGUGCCACUGAGCAUGCUUAUAUCGCAACAGGGCAAGUUGAAUCAUGGGCGCCUAGCAGUUAUCACCUUCAGUAUAUGCACAGUCGUUUUAGGUGUGGUUCUUUCUUUUGUGCCAUGGCUUGAUUAUAUUAUAUUUAGGGAACUUAGGCUAUGGAACGGUUCCGUCAGUUACAGCUAUUGGCAGAGGCCAGGCGUGAUCCGGCUCACGAAAGUGUAUAUUUUUAAUGUAACAAACCCGCAGGGGUUUUUGGAAAAUGGCGAAAAACCGAAACUUAAUGAAGUCGGCCCGUUUGUGUAUCGGGAAGACAUGGAAAAGGUGAACGUAAAGUUUCACGACAACGACACAGUGACGUUCCAACACAAUAAGAUAUUGAGAUUCGUUCCCGAGCUAUCUGUUGAUAAAUCGCAGAAACUGGUCGUACCGAAUAUACCGCUUUUGACUGUGACGUCAUUUUCUCCAAACAUGGCAGGCUUUGUUUUCAAUCUCUUGGUCUCCGGCCUUACACUAACUUACAGGGAACGAGCCAAACCAUUCGUACAUGUUACAGCCGAAGAACUUGUUUUUGGAUAUAACGACCCUCUAGUGACUCUGGCUCACUAUUUCUACCCGAAGGGCAAACGUCCGAACAGUCAAAUGGGGUUAUUGUUAGCGAGAAACGGUACAUUAUCCGAAGUGUCUACGAUAUAUUCAGGACAAGAUAUGACCAAAUUUGGGUAUUUGGAUAAAAUAAAUGGACUGGACCACCUCCCGCAUUGGAAGGAUAAGCCUUGUAAUGAUAUCAGGGCAUCAGAAGGUUCCUUCUUCCCUCCAAGGUCCAUCACAAAAGCAGAUAUAGUUUAUAUUUACGACAAGGAUCUUUGCAGAAUACUACCGAUGAAAUAUAGAAAGGAUGUCUAUAAAAAUGGUAUCCAAGUAGGUCUAUACACACCACCAGAAUCAACGUUAGAAAAUGCAGAAGUGAAUCCGGAAAACAAAUGCUUUUGUGAAUCAGAGAAAUGUCCUCCCAGAGGCUUGCAGAAUAUCAGCCCUUGUCAAUAUAAUGCUCCAGUAUAUCUUUCAUACCCACACUUCUACGACGCCGAUCCAUCUCUACUCAAAGAUUUCGAAGGCUUGAAACCCGAAAAGGAAAAACAUGAAUCAUAUUUUUUGAUACAACCGAAAAUUGGAGUACCCUUAGAAGGUCAAAUCCGAGUUCAAUUGAAUUUGAAAGUAGAUCGCGCAGCAAAUAUUCGAGUUAACAAUAUUCACAAAUUCCCUGAUAUGGUGUUUCCUGUUAUGUGGCUUCAAGAGGGAAUAGAAGAAGUAACCACACCAAUAUGGCGGCUCAUAUUCCUCGCCACAGCCUUCGGUCCAAUCGCAGCUCCCAUAAUAUCUUACUCAAUAAUAAUAACCGGCAUUGUUGCAAUAAUCUACAUUUUUAUUAAAGCCUACAAAAACUUAGUUCUCGGCCAAAAUUCCAUAGAAAUAGUCGAACUAGGCAGAGAAACUAUAAGACGAGGUUCUACACUAAUAAUUGCUGGUUCUCAUAAACUGCUCAACCAUAAAGAAACGUCAUACCAACCGCUGAGCAAAGAUAACUCAAAUUCGAGUAGCAGAGAGGAUAAAUUGCAAGAAUUGAAUUUCAUAGAUAAAUCGGAAAAUAUAAGUCGCAGUUUAGAUGAACUAAAAAGCAUUCUAAACAGAGAUUUCGUUAAAACAGACUUUACAGAAGUAGAAAGAGAAUCUCUUAUACAUUCGGAUAAUGCGUUUAUAUUAUCUGAAAGGAGGAGAUACAGUGUGUUUAAAUUACCGGAAAGUUAUGUGUAAUAUUUUAUAGGUACCGUUUUUACUGAGACAAUGCUCGCUGACAUUAUCUAUAUGAAAGAGCCAAUUAAAAUUAAUAAUAAUUUAACAAAAGCUGCUAUUUCACACAUUUUUGAAGAUUCAUCAUCAUCAUCAUCAUGAUGAUGUUGCUAAUAUUUCAAAUACUCUUGCUCAUCUAAGCAAUUCCUAUUAAAUAUUCCUGCAGAUAGAUAAAAAAGAGCGUGUGUGCCGAGCACACGUGUCAGAAGUGAAACUUCUUUGGCAAGAUUUAAUCCUGCUCAUUUAUGCAAUUUCUAUUAAAUAUUCUUGCAAAUAGAUAAAAAGAGCGUGU
Colias croceus (clouded yellow) is the source of this 2520-nucleotide messenger RNA. RefSeq names its product scavenger receptor class B member 1 (gene dsb). NCBI's taxonomy places the organism in Eukaryota, Metazoa, Arthropoda, Insecta, Lepidoptera, Pieridae. The record is from RefSeq and is a predicted model, not a curated record. Gene Ontology annotation, cellular component: cytoplasm; membrane. The transcript has 14 exons. Gene Ontology annotation, molecular function: scavenger receptor activity. Bases 297 to 2192 code for a protein of 631 amino acids.